Microtus oregoni (creeping vole) is the source of this 455-nucleotide messenger RNA. RefSeq names its product ubiquitin fold modifier 1 (gene Ufm1). NCBI's taxonomy places the organism in Eukaryota, Metazoa, Chordata, Mammalia, Rodentia, Cricetidae. The coding region runs from base 68 to 325 and encodes 85 amino acids. Gene Ontology annotation, biological process: protein K69-linked ufmylation. Gene Ontology annotation, cellular component: nucleus; cytoplasm. The record is from RefSeq and is a predicted model, not a curated record. The transcript is spliced from 6 exons.
CCCCGCUGCCGGCCAUCGAGGAAGCGCGGCGAGCGAUUAGGCGCGGUGUGUGUGCGGCGGCUCCACCAUGUCGAAGGUGUCCUUUAAAAUCACGCUGACGUCGGAUCCGCGGCUACCGUACAAAGUUCUCAGUGUUCCGGAAAGUACGCCGUUCACGGCCGUGUUGAAGUUUGCAGCGGAAGAAUUUAAAGUUCCUGCAGCAACAAGUGCAAUUAUUACUAAUGAUGGAAUAGGAAUAAAUCCUGCACAGACUGCUGGAAAUGUUUUUCUGAAACAUGGCUCAGAGCUGCGGAUCAUUCCUAGAGACCGAGUUGGAAGUUGCUGAUGUCCGCUUCUUGGAAUCCACACCUUUCAGAAUAAAUACUGGUGUUUGUUGUUGCUGUGUGGUUAAAAUCAGGCAUUCACGAUUCAGUGAAAGCACCAAGAAUCAAUGAAACAAGGAAAGUUGACUCUUG